Molecule: messenger RNA, 923 nt
Organism: Carya illinoinensis
Lineage: Eukaryota; Viridiplantae; Streptophyta; Magnoliopsida; Fagales; Juglandaceae
Product: umecyanin-like
Exons: 2
Coding region: 99-707 (202 amino acids)
Cellular component (GO): plasma membrane
Molecular function (GO): electron transfer activity
Source: RefSeq, a predicted model, not a curated record
ACGUUAUGUUUUUUCCCGCAUGUGUUGAGGGAAAUCGAGCCAACUAUACAACCUCUCCUUCAACACAAAAUUAAGAUCGGUCAGAAAGUUUUGGGGAAAUGGCAGAAAAGGGCUGGGAAGAAAAAAUGAAAAUGGCAAAGAUUCAUCUAACUUUGUUCCUGUUGGCACUAAUAUUUGGCUGCAGCGCUUUUAUGGGUUCAGUAAAUGCAAUGACCCACGUUGUUGGAGGAGGCCAUGGUUGGCGUGUGCCUCACAACAAAACCUUCUUUGAUGAAUGGGCUAAACCAAGAACGUUUGGUGUUGGCGACAGACUUAUUUUUCCAUACAGGCCAGGGUCGAACAACGUUGUAGUGGUUAACAAGGAUGAUUUCGACGUAUGCGGUCAAAAGAAAGUAAUCAACAUGUACUACAAUGGACCAACGAUUGUGAACCUCACAGAGACUGGGGAAUACUUCUAUUAUUCUGGCGUUGGGAAGCAUUGCGAGGCUGGCCAAAAGCUCCACAUCAAAGUCGUCAACGAACAGGGCUCCUCCGGCAAGUCUUCCCCUGAUUUUAAAUUUGUCGGCCAUGUCGAUUCUAAAACUGCUGCACCGGCACCGGCCGCCCUUCCUGAUAAUUUACAUCCUAAUUCUUCGGCGACCACCAUUCAUAAGUUUUGCAUGGUUUCUGGUUUAUUAGCUUUCUUGGUUUCACUGCUCAUGAUCUGAAGUACAGUACAGUAAUUACUGUGCCAUUGUUUCUGAAUGAUCAAUGUCAUGAAAAAUGUCUAUUGAUUAAUGUGUUUUUUAAGUACGAGAUGGGAUCAGUUUAAUGUUAUACAUCGUGAGAUCAUGUGUAUACCAUUGUUGUUGCUGCUCAUGUUAUAUUAUGUAACAUUCUAUGUAAAUGUUUUCAAGUGUAGGAAAGAAUAUUAUUUUGUUUUA